AUGAGACAACUCGCCGAGAAAUACGGACCGGUGAUGCAGCUCCAGCUCGGGGAAGUGACCAACGUCAUCAUCUCCACUUCCGAGGCCGCGAAGCUGGUGAUGCAAACCCACGAACUCGUCUUCGCUUCCAGGCUGGCUCCCCACCACCAUCUUGUACGGCUGCAACGACGUCGCCUUCGCGCCCUACGGGGACCACUGGCGGCAGAUGCGGAAGGUCUGCAUCGUCGAGCUUCUCAGCGCCGGGUUCUCAGGGUGAUCCAAACUCUUCCUCUGGAGAUGGGUCUCAAGGAUCUCAAGCCACUCGAGGAACUCAAGCGGGAAAUGGGACUGGUCCUCGCGCUUUCCAAUUUGGAUCGUUUGAUGAGCAGCAGCAACAACAGAUCUUUGCUGGAGCUGGAGUCAGAAACGAUGUCAUAA
This is a messenger RNA of Linum tenue, 417 nucleotides long. NCBI's taxonomy places the organism in Eukaryota, Viridiplantae, Streptophyta, Magnoliopsida, Malpighiales, Linaceae. The record is from the annotation of a GenBank genome assembly.